GCGAAUUACCCUGAUAUCCGACGAUAUUAAGUGCCAUAUUACUUGAUAUCCCAUACAACUCGAAUGUCAUCUCAUAUCAUCAUUAUUGUGUGAUAUCCGGGAUAUCAUGAACGAAAUCAAGUCAGACUAUCAAAAGUAGCUACUGGCAACGCGGAUAGCGGCAUUGAACGUACUCAUUUGCGAAAUGUCAUUUGAAAAAUUCGGUAGGUCGUGGCAAGCGUUGACCUGAUUUUCGCAAAUAACAACAAAAACCAUAAACAAAUUGAAACUUUUUAAAAUGGCUGAUGAGAAAAGACGAACCAAGUUAUUAAAAAAGAAGACAGUGUGGUCACCGUCUCAAAUUCAACUGUUAGUGGAAUUAUGGGAGGAAAAGAUUGGCGAUCUUCGGGGCUGUCGAAAAAACAGCCAUGUAUACGAGGAAAUGAAAGAGUCAUUUAAACACCACGGCAUCGAAGUCACAACAGACGAAAUAAAGAAUCGCAUACAUAACUUAACUGCACGUUACAGGAAAGAAAAAACAUCUAUCGGUCCGUCGGGUGGAUCGCCAUCGCAAUGGCCACAUUACGAUAAAAUUCACAGAAUUUUAGGGAGUUUCCGAAUAAAUAACAUCGAGUCAGUUAUUGAGGAUAGUAUAGUAAAUGAUACGGAUUAUUCUGCUAUGUACCCGGAGGAUUGGCUUGGAGUAGAGGAAUCUGAUGCGGAACAGCAAGCAACAGGACUGUCACUGGUCAAUGAAAUUCAAGACCAGGUAGCAAGUUCACCCGUGGAAUUCUCCGCAGGCACAUCAAAAGUAGCAAUUUCACCCGUGGAACCCUCCGCAGGCUCAUCGAAAGUGGCUUCAAAGAGAAAAAGGAACACAUGUAAUGAAUUAAUUGACGAAUUCAAAAGAACGAACGAAAGAAUCGAAGUAGAGUUAGCACACAUGAGGGAAACAGAUGAGAAAUUAAUUGCUUUGGAAGAAGAAAGAAACGAAAUAUUGAAACAAAUGAGCAAUAGUUCAACUGCACUAAGUAACGCAAUUAUAAACUAUUUAAAUAAAUGAUAUGACACAACGGAUAGAUAAAUACCUACAUCCAUAUA
Messenger RNA from Topomyia yanbarensis, 1080 nucleotides. RefSeq lists its product as uncharacterized. The record is from RefSeq and is a predicted model, not a curated record. NCBI's taxonomy places the organism in Eukaryota, Metazoa, Arthropoda, Insecta, Diptera, Culicidae. Bases 278 to 1042 code for a protein of 254 amino acids. Gene Ontology annotation, cellular component: nuclear body. The transcript is spliced from 3 exons. Gene Ontology annotation, biological process: positive regulation of DNA-templated transcription.